AUGUCUCCUAAGAUUUUCGUCAUCGGCGGCACGGGCGCCCAAGGCCUUCCCGUGAUUCGGGGGUUGGUCCACGACGGCAAGUACACCGUCAGGGUUCUCACGCGCGACACAACCUCGCGCCGGGCCCAAGAACUAGCUGGGCUCGGUCCAAAUGUCGAACUCGUCCAGGGCACCUUCACCUCGGAAGCGGACCUGCGUGCUGGCUUCACCGGAGCCUGGGGCGCCUUUAUCAACAUCGACGGCUUCGCCACCGGCGAGGCCAUGGAGACAUACUGGACGAUCCGCGCAUACGAGCUCGCCAUCGAACACGGCGUGCAGUUUUACGUGCACGGGAACCUCGAUUACGUCUACAAGCUGAGCGGGUACAAUCAAGCCCACCGGUGCGGCCACUAUGACGGCAAGGGCCGCAUGGGCGAGUGGAUCCAGCUGCAGCGGCAGGCGAGCAAAGGGGUCGGCAUGAAGGCGGCGCUGUUUACAACGGGACCGUACAUUGAGAUGGCGCUGUGCCAGCAGACGCCCAUGGAGCCGGUCAUCGAGACCGACGAAUCUGGAGAACAUGUGCUCGUCUGGAAGGUCCCCCUGACUGCAGAGGGCGGUGUUGCCCACGUCGCGCUCGACGAUUGCGCGCAUUAUGUCCGCUGGCUGUUCGACAAUCCCGAGCGUGCCGAUGGCAUGGACCUUGCCGUGGCCAUCGACAGCAUCCAUUACUCGGAUAUGGCCAAGGCGUUUGAGAAGGUGACCGGCCACAAGGCGCGGUAUGUCGACGUCGACAUGGACACGUUCUUCAGCGGGCCACACUGGAGCCGGGUUGCAUCUUUUCCUACAGGCUACAUGGUCGACCCCAAGAGCCCGGCCGCCAUGACGACGCGCGAUAACUUCACCGGGUUCUGGCGGAUGCGGGAUUACGCGCUGCUGGACGAGAUUCAUCCGAACAGGAUCAGGAGUGCCGAGGAAUUCUUCCGUAGGGAGGACGAGAAGGCGAAGAAGAAUGGGCGGGGAUCGUUGUGGGACAUGGUGCUUGACCCAAGGCCGAUCCUCAAGAUCCAUGAGGACAGAAGACUGGCAUCUCGGAGCAAGUGA
This is a messenger RNA of Chaetomium strumarium, 1080 nucleotides long. RefSeq lists its product as uncharacterized. The record is from RefSeq and is a predicted model, not a curated record. Bases 1 to 1080 code for a protein of 359 amino acids. NCBI's taxonomy places the organism in Eukaryota, Fungi, Ascomycota, Sordariomycetes, Sordariales, Chaetomiaceae. Gene Ontology annotation, cellular component: nucleus. The transcript is spliced from 2 exons.